Messenger RNA from Triticum turgidum subsp. durum (durum wheat), 2493 nucleotides. The record is from the annotation of a GenBank genome assembly. Lineage: Eukaryota; Viridiplantae; Streptophyta; Magnoliopsida; Poales; Poaceae.
AUGGAUGCGAGCGGCCGCCGCGGGAGGGUGCUUUGGCUCGUCAGGCUCCAGAUUGUGUUGAUUCUAGUCUGGUCUGGAGGAGCUAGUGCAAAUUCCGACGACGGCAAAGCAUCGUUGUCGCUGGAAGGCGCGGAUGCUGGAGACAAGGAUGUUUACCUUAGCCAUUCUUGCAUCCAUGACGAAAUACUGCAUCAGCGGCGACGAGCUGGUCGAAAGGAGUAUUCUGUCAUGCCACAAGUCUACCAUAUGCCCCGAGAGAAAGUGGAGCGCGUAAGAGGCAGGCAAUUGUUGGGGGUGUCAUCUUGGCGUGCUCCACGGAGUAAUGUCAAGAAGCCAAUACGGAUAUACCUCAACUAUGAUGCUGUUGGACACUCACCCGACCGGGAUUGUAAAAAUGUUGGUGACAUUGUCAAGCUCGGUGAACCUCCUGUACCAUCGGCACCAGGAACACCUAUCUGUUCUCCUCAUGGAGACCCACCAUUGGUGGGAGAUUGCUGGUACAAUUGCACCUUCGAGGAUAUAGCUGGGGAGGACAAGAAGCAACGACUUCGGAAGGCACUGGGACAAACAGUAGAGUGGUUCAGAAAAGCUUUAGCUGUCGAACCUGUCAAGGGGAACCUGCGGCUCAGUGGGUACUCUGCUUGUGGCCAGGAUGGAGGCGUACAGCUUCCCCAUGCGUACAUUGAAGAUGGUGUUGCUAAUGCUGAUUUAGUACUCUUAGUAACAACUAGACCAACAACAGGCAAUACCCUUGCAUGGGCUGUAGCCUGUGAACGAGACCAAUGGGGUCGUGCAAUUGCAGGACAUGUUAAUGUGGCCCCUCGCCAUUUGACGGCUGAAGCAGAAACAUUACUUUCUGCUACUUUGAUACAUGAGGUCAUGCAUGUUCUAGGCUUUGAUCCUCAUGCCUUCACACAUUUUCGUGACGAAAGGAAAAGAAGGCGUGAUCAGGUUACUGUUCAGGCUUUGGACGAAAAGCUUGGAAGAAUGGUUACCCGUGUUGUCCUUCCUCGAGUUGUAAUGCACUCUAGGCAUCAUUAUGGAGCAUUUUCCCAGAACUUCAGUGGGCUGGAAUUGGAAGAUGGCGGAGGCAGGGGUACCUCAGGUUCACAUUGGGAGAAAAGACUCUUAAUGAAUGAGAUCAUGACUGGGUCGGUGGAUACAAGAUCAGUAGUUUCAAAGAUGACCUUAGCAUUAUUGGAGGACAGUGGAUGGUAUCAAGCUAAUUAUAGCAUGGCUGAGCAUUUAGACUGGGGUCGAAAUCAGGGAACAGAGUUUGCGAUCUCCCCCUGCAAUUCAUGGAAAGGGGCAUACCGCUGCAACACAACUCAACUAUCAGGAUGCACAUACAAUAGGGAGGCAGAAGGUUACUGUCCUAUAGUUAGCUAUAGUGGGGACUUGCCCAAGUGGGCUCAAUAUUUCCCUCAAGCCAAUAAAGGUGGACAGUCAUCAUUAGCUGAUUACUGCACAUAUUUUGUUGCUUAUUCCGAUGGCUCGUGCACUGACGUAAAUAGUGCACGAGCACCUGACAGAAUGUUAGGUGAAGUACGAGGAAGUAACUCGAGGUGUAUGGCUUCAACACUAGUGCGAACUGGGUUUGUCCGUGGAUCUAUGACCCAGGGAAAUGGCUGUUAUCAGCAUCGCUGCACAAAUAACUCCUUAGAGGUUGCUGUUGACGGCGUCUGGAAGUCAUGUCCAGAAUCUGGUGGCCCAGUUCAGUUCCCAGGCUUCAAUGGGGACUUGAUUUGCCCGGCAUAUCAUGAAUUAUGCAACACCGUACCAGUCCAAAUAAGCGGCCAGUGCCCCAAGUCGUGCAGUUUCAAUGGUGAUUGCAUUGCUGGAACCUGCCACUGCUUCCCUGGAUUUCAUGACCAUGACUGCAGUAGAAGAUCUUGCCCAGACAAGUGCAGUGGUCAUGGUAUAUGCAAAGCUAAUGGGAUCUGUGAAUGCGAAAAUGGCUGGACUGGAAUUGACUGCUCAACAGCGGUUUGUGAUGAGCAGUGUAGUUUGCAUGGAGGGGUUUGUGACAAUGGUAAAUGCGAGUUUCGAUGUUCAGAUUAUGCGGGCUACACUUGUCAAAAGGGUUCGACAAUACUGCCCAGCCUGUCAAUGUGUCAUGAUGUACUCGUUCGGGAUUCUGAUGGGCAGCAUUGUGCACCAAGUGAACUCAGCAUACUACAGCAACUCGAAGCAGUAGUUCUUGUGCCAAAUUACAAUAGAUUGAUGCCAAGUGGGCGGACUUUCCUUAACUUCUUCAACAAUGCCAAUUGUGCAGCAGCGGCGAAGCGGCUGGCUUGCUGGAUCUCAAUUCAAAGGUGCGACGAGGAUGGGGACAACAGGCUUCGGGUGUGCUACUCCGCUUGCGAGUUGUACAAUACGGCAUGUGGGGCGGGUCUUGAUUGCUCGGACCAGACCCUUUUUAGCAAGAGGGAGGAAGAAGAGAAGGGCGUUCCAUGCACAGGAUACGGUGAGAAGAAAUCUUCCUGGCUAUAA